Molecule: messenger RNA, 1963 nt
Organism: Cololabis saira (Pacific saury)
Lineage: Eukaryota; Metazoa; Chordata; Actinopteri; Beloniformes; Belonidae
Gene: enpp6
Product: ectonucleotide pyrophosphatase/phosphodiesterase 6
Source: RefSeq, a predicted model, not a curated record
AUGUCGGCGUGCUCCCGGCGCCUCCUCCCGCUCCUGCUGGCCCUCUGCGCCGCCCCGGAGCUCACUGCCGCCGCUGCCGCCGCUGCCGCGGCCCGCCCGCUGCUCGUGUUCCUCAUCGACGGGUUCCGCCAUGACUACCUGCGGGAGCUGCCCGCGCUGCCGGGCUUCAGCCGGCUGGUGGCCCGCGGGGCCACGGCGGAGUACCUGACCCCCGACUUCCCCAGCCUGUCCUACCCCAACUACUACUCCCUGAUGACAGGUCGCCACUGUGAUGUCCAUCAGAUGACGGGAAACUACAUGUGGGACCAAGCGUCCAAUAAGGAGUUUCUGAUUGGGACCAAUGCAGACAGUCGGUUACCGCUGUGGUGGAACGGGUCAGAACCGCUCUGGGUCACGCUGCAGAAGCUGGGGAAGAAGGUCUUCAUGUACUACUGGCCCGGCUGCGAGGUGGAGAUUCUGGGAGUUCGUCCAGCAUUCUGUGAGGAAUAUGUGUAUGACCCAACACUCCAGAACCUCACAGAGUCCAUAACCAAGGCCCUCAGCGCCCUGAGGUCCGGACAGGCGGACAUGGCAGCGGUGUACUACGAGAACAUCGAUGUGGAGGGACAUCACUACGGUCCAGACUCUCCUCAGGUCAGAACAGCCGUCAGGAACCUGGACAAGGCCCUGCAGACCCUCAACACCAACCUGCAGGACUCAGGGAUGGAGCAGCAGCUGAACGUGCUGCUGUUCUCCGACCACGGGAUGACCCAGAUCACGUGGAUGGAGAAGGUGGUGGAGCUGGACCGGUACAUCCAGAUGUCGGACCUGGAGAAGAUGAUGGACCGGGGACCGGUGGUCAGCAUGUGGCCCAAAACUAACAAGUACCAGCAGGUGUACGCUGCGUUGUCUCAGGUCCCCAGCGUGCACGUCUACGGCAGAGAGGACGUGCCUGAGCGCUUCCACUACAGAGGAGGGAGGUUUGUGUCUCCGCUGACGCUGGUGGCAGAGCCGGGAUGGUUCAUCAUCGAGAACAAGGCUAAACUCCCGUUCUGGAAGAACAACUCUGGUGAUCCGUCAGGGUGGCAGAACGGUUGGCACGGUUACGACAACGAGUUCAUUGACAUGAGAGGGUUCUUCUUGGCUGCUGGACCAGACUUCAAGAAGAGCUUCCGGGCCGCGCCGAUCCGGACGGUUGACGUCUACAACCUGAUGUGCAGGACGUUGGGCGUGGAGCCGCUGCCCAACAACGGGUCCUGGUCCCGGGUGGAGGGUCUGCUGAACGGAGCCAGCGCUUCAGUCCAGCCAGGGUUCUGUUGGACCUGCUGGACGGGAAUACUGGGAAUACUGGUGUCCGUUUGGGACUAGACAGUUUAGCAACACAUUGUUUAGCAUUUAUUUAGCUCUAAGUAGAAGGGUGAUCAAUGCAGACGUAACUAAAGUUGAGAUAGGAAGGAAAAACCCACGAGACAGACUGGAAACUGUCAGUGUGGAAUGGUUUCUGUGUUUUCAGUAGGAAUCUGAAGACUCAAAGCUUUGCCCAGUCCCACUUCCUGAAAGUGACAAUGGAAAUAAUCAGAAAACUAAACGUUCAUAGAUUCUUACUUUUACUGGAGCAUUGUGAUAAUGCAGACUCAAGUAGGUUCAUUCAGGUCUGUUCAAAAAUGCUUUAUAAAUCCAUGAAGAAAAAGUAAUAACUGAUGAUGUGGAACUCCUGAACAUCUGGAUGAUUUGUUGGUUUCUUAAUUGGUGAAAAACACAGAAACAUGAGUCUGAACUUUUCUAGUCUUUGUUUCUCUGUUUUAGCCUUUAGAUCAUUUCUGCUUUAAGGCUAAUGACUUUGUCAAGAGAAGGCUAUUGAUUGGCUGAUCCUUGUUUUGAGUCAAAUCUUUAAAAUGAACCAUUGUUAUUGUUGUGUUGGAUCAAUAAAACCCUGUAUGGUGCAUUUUUGUAAAAAAAAAAAAGUGAUUUUUAAAUAAAUGUG